Molecule: messenger RNA, 2256 nt
Organism: Malassezia restricta
Lineage: Eukaryota; Fungi; Basidiomycota; Malasseziomycetes; Malasseziales; Malasseziaceae
Product: cellulase (glycosyl hydrolase family 5)
Exons: 3
Coding region: 1-2256 (751 amino acids)
Biological process (GO): carbohydrate metabolic process
Molecular function (GO): beta-glucosidase activity
Source: RefSeq, a predicted model, not a curated record
AUGGUGGCACAUGAUUUAUCGGAUGCAUCAAUAGGUGGAACCAUUCUACUUGAUGGCCAGUAUUUCCGUGAUGCAUAUGGUCGUGUCCUACUUCUACGUGGAGUCAAUGUAGGAGGAGCAAGCAAAUUACCAUCUGAACCACGAAACGUGCUCCAAACAUAUGCGGACCCUGAACAUUUGACCUUUGUGAAUAGACCGUUCUCCCUUGAAGAGGCUCCUGAACAUUGCAUGCGUCUUCGCACAUGGGGUCUGACUCUGGUGCGUCUGCUCGUAACGUGGGAGGCUCUUUCCCAUGAGGGCCCCUGUCCUGAGUACCCCAUCGAUCAAGCUUAUGUCGCCUAUUUGCGAAGCCUACUUGGCAUUUUUUCGGAUUAUGGUUUGAAAUGUAUUAUCAAUGCACAUCAAGAUGUUUGGAGCAGACUCUGUGGUGGUAGUGGUGCACCAGGCUGGACAUUUAGCGCUGCAAGCUUAAACCGAAAUCAUCUUGAACCAACAGGAGCAGCACUCGUCCCAGGAGCAGGAGGUAUUCGAAUGAAAAGUGAGCCUCCUACAGGUAAGACAGAACCUACGGGACCCUUCAACUGGCCUUCGGGUUACCAGAAGAUGGCACCCUGUACUAUGAAUACUUUGUUUUGGGCCGGCAGUGUUUUUGCACCUCAGAUGUGCUUACUUCGUGACACUGAAGGAAGAAUACUUGAUGAAAAAGAUGCGAUCAACAUUCAACACUUUCUUCAGAAUGCUUAUGUGGAAGCCUACGGCCAGCUGGUUGACGCCUUGGCUUCAUGUCCAGCGUUAAUUGGUAUUGAAUUAAUGAAUGAACCGCAUCGAGGAUACGUGAAUUUGUAUUCUUUCAAUCGCUGGAAUUAUUUGACUGACCUGCAUAUUGGUCAUUAUCCUUCUGCCUUACAAGGUCUAGCUCUAGGUGAUGGCCAUUCGCAGAUGAUACCAUUUUAUGUCAAAACUUGGCCCGUCCCCUCGCGUUUAUCUCAUUAUACACGCGUCGAUCCACAAGGUCUCUCCGCCUGGUACAAGAGUUCAGAUUCACAGUCUUUCCCCAAUACUCGCAAACAAGACGGUUGUUUGUGGAGAGAACACGGCGUGUGGGACUGGGACGAAAAAAAGCAGAAGCCCAUUGUGCUUCAGGCUGACUACUUCCAUGUGGAUCCCCGUCCGGGCCAACAGCGACGUCCUGUUGAAUGGUACAGAGACUUUUAUGCGCCAUUUGUUCAGAAAUUCGACCAACGUGUUCGACGAUCGUCUCCCUCUCUAUUUCUCUUGGUGGAGCCGAUCCCGAACGAAUUUAUGCCUCGUUGGGGUCAUGGUAAAGAGCCCCACCCGUGCACAACACAGACAAUUUUACCACAGCCUCGGCCCAGUAACUUUGUAUACGCACCUCACUUUUACGAUUUAAAUGUGUUGUUUUUUAAGUCGUACCGCGGUAUGAGUGUAAAUGUUCAAGGACUGGGCCGAGGUAUGUUUUUGUUGUGUGCACUGUACUUCGGCACAUGGGGUCUGUUUAGGAACUACUUGCAUCAGAUCACAACCCUCUGUCGCCGAGGACGUGAUGCAUUGGGCCAAGUACCAAUUCUACUUGGUGAAGUCGGUAUCCCCUACGAUGUAAACGAGUCACUGAUUAGGAAUCCUGGUGACUAUAGUGUGCAAGUUACAUUGCUCGAUGCAUUAAUUUCUGCGAUGGAAAAAAACUGGGUUUCCUUCACACUUUGGAAUUAUAAUCCUUCCAACACCGUCGCUCAUGGUGAUGAAUGGAAUAUGGAAGAUUUUUCCAUUAUCAACCUAGAACUACCUGCGAAGGAUAAGCAAAAUACGCAUUACGAUAAAAUCGAGUAUCAAGGUGGACGUGCACUUGAUGCCAUUAUUCGUCCGUAUGCGUGUAAAGUGGCAGGGAUCCCUCAACGUACGUCGUGGAACCGUCGCACGCGCACAUUCACCUUCACGUGGCGAGCGAUGGAUACGACGUCAGAAGAUCCGAAAAGUGCGAUAACAGAGAUUUUCGUACCAGAAUACCUGACGCAUGGAUCUGUUCCAGAAAUUGUCGUGAAGCAUGGCGAAUAUGAGUUCCACGCAUUGAACCAGACCUUGUAUGUGAAAACAACGGAUGAGCCUGGAGCAAUGUACUCGGUUACCAUUCGAUUUGGAGUCAGAACUAAAGUACAGCCCGUAAUUGGCAUUGGGCUUGCUGUUCUAGUGCUCCUGUUCGCGCUACUUUCUCAUUUGUAUAUGAAACGAAUGACAUGA